Magnolia sinica is the source of this 3946-nucleotide messenger RNA. RefSeq names its product protein EXPORTIN 1A. The transcript is spliced from 33 exons. Lineage: Eukaryota; Viridiplantae; Streptophyta; Magnoliopsida; Magnoliales; Magnoliaceae. Gene Ontology annotation, biological process: ribosomal small subunit export from nucleus; protein export from nucleus; ribosomal large subunit export from nucleus. Bases 273 to 3506 code for a protein of 1077 amino acids. Gene Ontology annotation, molecular function: small GTPase binding; nuclear export signal receptor activity. Gene Ontology annotation, cellular component: nucleus; cytoplasm. The record is from RefSeq and is a predicted model, not a curated record.
AGAGAGAGUCGAAAGAAAACGCUAACACGAGAGAGAGGGAGUGAGAGAGAGAGAGAGAGGCUGUUCUUCGACUAUUUUGAACAUAUUCUCUCUUCGGACACUGCGUCCAAACCACUAUAAAUACUAGGGUUUCGAAACAUUCCCUCUAUUUUACGACUUUCGACUUUUUCCACAACUCGAUCUCCUUACAUUUCCUAGGGUUUAUUCUUCCUCUCUAUCCCAGCUCGAUUCCAAGCUCAAAACCCUAAUCUCCUUCUCUAUCUCUCUCUUCCAUGGCGGCUGAGAGACUCAGAGAUUUGAGUCAGCCGAUCGACGUUCCGCUUCUUGACGCUACCGUCGCGGCCUUCUAUGGCACUGGAUCCAAAGAAGAGAGAACAGCAGCAGAUCAGAUACUGCGUGAGCUGCAAAACAACCCGGAUAUGUGGUUACAAGUAGUUCACAUUUUACAGAACUCACAGAACCUGAAUACCAAGUUCUUUGCACUGCAGGUCCUUGAAGGUGUCAUUAAGUAUCGAUGGAAUGCAUUGCCUGUUGAACAACGAGAUGGAAUGAAAAAUUACAUAUCAGAUAUUAUUGUACAGCUUUCAAGUAAUGAAGUCUCUUUUCGGCGGGAAAGGCUUUAUGUCAACAAACUUAAUAUUAUAUUGGUUCAGGUUCUCAAGCAUGAGUGGCCGGCUAGAUGGCGGACCUUUAUUCCUGAUCUUGUUUCAGCUGCAAAGAGUAGUGAAACGAUUUGCGAAAAUUGCAUGGCUAUAUUAAAGCUUCUCAGUGAAGAGGUUUUUGAUUUCUCAAGAGGGGAGAUGACUCAACAGAAGAUCAAAGAGCUUAAACAGUCAUUAAAUAGUGAGUUUCAACUCAUUCAUGAGCUAUGCCUGUAUGUAUUAUCUGCAUCCCAAAGGACUGAACUUAUACGGGCAACGCUAGCAACAUUGCAUGCUUUUCUAUCAUGGAUCCCGCUUGGCUAUGUUUUUGAGUCUCCGCUGCUGGAAACACUACUAAAGUUCUUCCCUAUGGCAUCAUAUCGGAAUCUUACUCUCCAAUGUCUAACAGAGGUCGCUUCCCUUCAAUUCGGAGAUUUUUAUGACAUGCAAUUUGUCAAAUUGUAUACAAUUUUCAUGGUCCAACUACAGAGCAUUCUUCCACCUGGAACAAACAUCCCUGAUGCUUACGCGAAUGGUUCCAGCGAAGAGCAGGCAUUUAUUCAAAAUCUGGCACUAUUUUUCACUUCGUUUUACAAGUCCCAUAUCCGAGUACUUGAAUCCACUCCAGAGAACAGAUCUGCACUUCUAAUGGGUCUUGAAUAUCUAAUUGGCAUUUCUUAUGUUGAUGACACAGAGGUUUUUAAGGUAUGCUUGGAUUACUGGAACUCUUUAGUCCCUGAGCUGUUUGAGGUACAUCAUAACCUUGACAACCCUGCUGCCGCUGCUGCAAGCAUGAUGGGGCUUCAGAUGCCAAUGCUUUCUGGGAUGGUUGAUGGCCUUGGUUCACAACUUUCACAAAGACGGCAGCUCUAUUCUGGUCCAAUGUCAAAAUUAAGGAUGCUUAUGAUAUGUCGUAUGGCUAAACCUGAAGAGGUUUUGAUUGUGGAAGACGAAAACGGCAAUAUUGUGCGGGAAACUAUGAAAGACAAUGAUGUCCUUGUCCAGUAUAAGAUCAUGAGGGAAACACUGAUAUACUUAUCACACCUUGAUCAUGAAGACACUGAACAACAGAUGUUGAAGAAGUUAAGUAAACAAUUGAACGGGGAGGAUUGGACGUGGAACAAUUUGAACACUCUAUGCUGGGCAAUUGGAUCAAUAUCUGGGUCCAUGAUGGAGGAACAGGAAAACAGGUUUCUGGUGAUGGUCAUUCGUGACUUACUGAACUUAUGUGAAAUUACAAAAGGAAAAGAUAACAAAGCAGUCAUUGCGAGUAACAUCAUGUAUGUUGUGGGUCAGUACCCGAAGUUUUUGAGGGCCCACUGGAAAUUUCUGAAAACUGUUGUGAAUAAGUUGUUCGAGUUCAUGCAUGAAACACAUCCAGGAGUUCAGGAUAUGGCCUGUGAUACAUUCUUGAAAAUUGUUCAGAAGUGCAAGCGUAAAUUUGUGAUCGUACAGUUAGGGGAAAAUGAACCAUUUGUGUCUGAACUUCUAUCUGGCCUUCCAGUAACGAUUGCUGAUCUUGAGCCUCACCAGAUCCAUACAUUUUAUGAAUCGGUGGGUCAUAUGAUCCAAGCCGAAUCUGAUCCUCAGAAGAGGGAUGAGUACCUCCAGAGGCUGAUGGAACUUCCAAAUCAGAAAUGGAUUGAAAUUAUUGGACAGGCACGCCAAAAUGUUGAUUUUCUAACAAAUCCAGAUGUGAUCAAAACCGUGCUCAACAUAUUGCAGACUAACACCAGCGUAGCCAGUGCGCUUGGAACGUACUUCUUAUCACAAAUAUCAUUGAUCUUUCUGGACAUGCUUAAUGUGUACAGAAUGUACAGCGAGCUUAUAUCAAAGAAAUUAGCAGAAGGAGGGCCCUUUGGCUCUAAAACAUCAUAUGUAAAACUUCUGCGAUCGGUUAAGCGGGAGACUCUCAAGCUAAUUGAAACAUUUGUGGACAAGGCUGAAGAUCAACCGCAAAUUGGAAAACAGUUUGUGCCACCAAUGAUGGACCCUGUUCUCGGGGACUAUGCUAGAAAUUUACCUGAUGCCAGGGAGUCUGAAGUUUUGUCACUCUUUGCCACAAUUAUAAACAAGUACAAGGGAGUAAUGAUGGAGGACGUGCCUCGCAUAUUUGAAGCCGUUUUUGAAUGCACGCUAGAGAUGAUAACAAAAAAUUUCGAAGAUUAUCCCGAGCACCGCUUGAAAUUCUUUUCUUUAUUACGUGCAAUUGCUACACAUUGUUUCCAUGCUUUGAUUCACUUGUCAAGUCAGCAACUUAAGCUUGUCAUGGAUUCUAUCAUAUGGGCAUUUCGGCACACUGAAAGGAAUAUUGCUGAAACCGGGCUUAACCUUUUGUUGGAGAUGCUGAAGAACUUUCAGGUUUCUGAGUUCUGUAAUCAAUUCCACAGGACUUACUUUCUAACAAUUGUGCAAGAGAUUUUCGCUGUACUGACGGACACUUUUCACAAGCCUGGGUUCAAGCUGCAUGUGCUAGUGCUGCAGCACUUAUUUUGCUUGGCGGACUCCGGUUCAUUGACGGAACCUUUGUGGGAUGCCGCUACGGUUCCUUACCCCUAUCCAAAUAACUCUAUGUUUGUUCGUGAGUAUAUUAUAAAGCUCCUGGGGACAUCAUUCCCGAACAUGACAACAGCAGAGGUGACACAAUUUGUUAAUGGUCUGAUUGAGUCAAGAAACGAUCUCUCCACGUUCAAGAACCACAUUCGAGACUUCCUGGUGCAAUCAAAAGAAUUCUCAGCUCAGGACAACAAAGAUCUCUAUGCAGAAGAGGCGGCAGCUCAGAGAGAAAGGGAGCGACAGCGGAUGCUUUCUAUUCCUGGGCUUAUUGCCCCUAGUGAGCUACAAGAUGAAAUGGUGGAUUCAUAGCUGUUGACCACAUGGUGCUAAUUCAUCAUCCUGUGAAAUCUCAGGAGUGCUUCGCCACCGCCUUGCCAGAUUUUCCACCAAGAUUGGUGGAUAGAUAGUGAAGGUGCCACCCCCACCUGGUUCAAGAGCUGUCUGGGGACUGCUGGUGAUGCUGGCAGGAUGUUGUUGUUGGUUGAAGUAGGGGAUGGCUCUUGGCAGUUUGUAGAAAUGCUAAUAUAGGAUUAGUGGGUCAUUUUUUGGCCACAAUCAGAAUCACUGAUAUUUGCGUUUAGGCGUGGCCUUGGGGAUGGACGGACGUGUUUCUGUCUACCGUCUCUCUUGAAUGGCGAUCUGUGUAGGUGUAUUCUAACUAGGGAGGGUUUCGAGGAAACGGGGCUAUUUCUGUUUAAACUAUACUGUAUGUUGGUGAGUUUUGAAAUGGCUUCAUUUAUUUUUUUCCC